AUGGCAUCCGGUGAUCAACAGUCAUCAACCACUCAUGAUCAUGAUUCAGAUGAUGAUACUUCAACAGGAAUGCGUUAUAAACCACCACAAAAAGUUGAUUUAUCAACAAUAAUUUCUAAAGAUGCCGAUGAUUUAUCAUUAGAUCGUUAUAAAAAACAACUUUUAGGCGAUGAUGUACAAAAAUUACAUACAAUUAUUGAUUCAAAUGAUCAACGUUGUGUUAUACCUGUACGAAUUAGUCUAUUAUUUGAAAAUCAUAAACCAAAUGUUAUCUUUGAUUUACAUGGAUCAGUUGAACAAAUUCGACAAACUCAUGCAAAACGUAUUGUAAACAUAAAAGAAGGAGAAUCAUAUCGAAUUCAAUUAGAAUAUUAUGUACAACGAGAUAUUGUUACCGGUUUAAGUUUUUUACAAAAAAUUAAAAAAACCAAAAUUAUUGUUGAUAGAAUGAAAUAUAUGAUUGGAAGUCGUGCACCUAGUCCAGAUCUACAAACAUAUCUUGGUGAGAUUGAAGUGGCACCAAACGGAGUGUUAUCACGUGGAUCAUUUUCUGUUAAAUCAAAAAUAUGUGAUGAUGAUAAAAAUUUAUUUGCCGAAUGGGAAUGGACAUUAGUCAUAGGAAAAGAUUGGUGA
Messenger RNA from Didymodactylos carnosus, 633 nucleotides. Lineage: Eukaryota; Metazoa; Rotifera; Eurotatoria; Philodinida; Philodinidae. The record is from the annotation of a GenBank genome assembly.